Messenger RNA from Schistocerca americana (American grasshopper), 2130 nucleotides. Its product is annotated as rhomboid-like protein 18. The record is from RefSeq and is a predicted model, not a curated record. NCBI's taxonomy places the organism in Eukaryota, Metazoa, Arthropoda, Insecta, Orthoptera, Acrididae. Bases 189 to 1241 code for a protein of 350 amino acids. Gene Ontology annotation, molecular function: protein binding; serine-type endopeptidase activity. The transcript has 8 exons.
UAUCUUCGUUAUUCGCUUUGAACGCCAGGUGUCUAGUACUGUUGUGUAUUGUGUUGGAGAUCAUGAGACGUAAUUACUUUGUGAAAUUGUUGUGUGCUGUCUAACUUAUAUGCGUGGUGUAAUGUUUAGGUCGAUCGUCAGAAAAUAUUCGCGAAAGAAAUUGUCUGAAUAAUAUUACGAAAUCAACAAUGGCUGCAAUUCUUUCACCAUACAGCACAACAGGAUUUUACAAGGCGCCAGUAUGCAAAGGUUUGAUGGGCACCAUGUUUCUGACGUGCACCGCAAUGAAUGUGCCCCUGUUGGCACAUAUGCGGAAGUAUCUCGUAUGCAAGUUGCCCGACAUAUUUGUAGAGGGUGAAGUAUGGAGAUUACUCACAUCCCGUGUUACAUUUCUGGAGACAAAAGAUUUGGUCUGUGGUGCCCUUCUGAUUUAUUACUUCAGGAUAUUUGAGAGGCGAUAUGGUUCACAUAAGUUUGCUUCAUAUCUUUUGGCAACCUGUACAAUAGCAACAAUUUUAGAAACUUCAACAAUAAUGAUUCUCCAAUAUUUAAAUAUGGAUGUCCAUGGAGGUGGUUACCUUCCACCAGGACCGUAUGGCCUGAUAUUUCCAUUGUUUGUGAGUUUCUUCUUUGAUGUCCCUCGUGUUGCGCAGACUCAUAUUCUUGGAAUACCUAUUACUGGAAAAACUCUGACAUAUCUACUUGGAUUACAACUUUGUUCCUCGUCAUUUGCAAACGGAAUUUCUGCAGUAUGUGGAAUAGCUGCAGGUUUAAUGUACCGUUACAAUGUGGUAUAUUUGAGAAAAUGGUUGAAAAUACCAAAAUGUGUGGCACAAAUUAGUAACAAAUCUUUUGGCUGGAUACUUCGUUCUGGAGCACCACAGGAGGGAGCAAUCGGAGCAACACUGGAAAUCCAAAGAGCUCAGCAGAUGGAGAUUUUGGAGCAGCAGAUGCUUCUCAAUAGAGCAAGGGAGUUCAGGAGACAGCAGGGUCAGGGCUUUGCUGAAACCUUGGUUGGACCUGAAAACUAUUGGCCUCAGGAAAAUGGAACAUUAUUUGGAGGUUUCCUCAGAAAUAGGCGACCAAAUGCUGUACCUGAAGAGAACAAUGUUCAGCCGUCAGAAGAACAAGUCCAAACACUAGUUGAGAUGGGAUUUGAACGAACAAGAGUUCUGAGUGCUUUGCGAAGCGCGAACAAUGACAUCAACAGCGCAACAAAUAUUUUACUGCAUGAAUCGUAACAUGUGUUUAGCAGUAAACAGGCCGGAUGUGACUUGCUUCCAGAACCAUUACUUGUCAUCAUCCAUAUAAGGUUUUAGAUUGUUAUUCACAAAUUGAGCAGCAGUGAAAACUAUUAAUAAGUUAAUUUAUAGUUGUAAUACUAUCUUAAAUGUUCUUGUUGCUCAACCAUCAGUUGUCAUAUGACAAUUGUCGUCUUGAAAUGGUGUAAUGGUUGCAGAAAUUUUUGUUUUUCUGUGCUCAUUUACUCACACAAGUGACAUCAUUGAAAAGUAGAAAUACAUGCUGGAGGAUUGAAUGUUAGUAUACUGCAGAAAAUUUAUUUUCAAUUAAAACAAGAAAUGGUCAUCAGUAUAGUGAAGAUAUUCUGCUAUUUAUGUGAAGUGUUUUACAUUGUGUUAAAUGGCAUCUAAUAUGUAUGAUGUAUUUAAUGCACUUAUUUGUGAAAUGAGAACAAGAUUUAUGCCUGAAAACUUUUAGGAAAGAACAGGGAGAUGACAGUUUUUUUGUUCCUGUAAGUGGUACACAUAGAUACUUACAUUUACUUUCUGUGUAUUCUUUCCAAUUUUUUAUUUUGUGAGAAAAGUAUUUUUUUCCAAGCCUGUGAUAAACAGUAGAUAUAUCUUUUAGUUUAAAAUUUAGUUGAUUACUAGAAUCAAUCUUUUUGAUUAAAUAUCUGUGAUCCGUCAUUGAAUGGUUGUACAGUAUCUGUGGACAAGUAAAUCUUUGAAAGUGUGUGUGUGUGUGUGUGUGUGUGUGUGUGUGUGUGUGUGUGUGCGCACGCACGCACGUGCACACAAGCAUGUGCGUGCAUUUUAUUACAUAACAGCUGUAAUUUAUCUGUUUGUUGUUGAAUCUGUAACUGUCUAAAUAAAAUAUGUGUUUUAUUAA